AUGAAAAACAAAUGUAUUCAAACAGAUAUCAGUUAUUUUAGAAGUAAAACUGAUUAAACGUAAACAAUCGAUCAUGAUUUUGAAUAAGCAUCGCAAUGGUAGAGUUAUCCUAGAAUGAUUUCAAUUAAAGAAUAAUUUUUGCAAUUGCAAGACAUUUACCCUUAUGAUAUUCAUUUGAAUUAUGAAAAAGAAGAUUCAAUUCAAUUUCAAUUACAAUUAAAGAGCUUUUUGGAUGAGCAAUCUACAUCAUAAAUUGUGCUUUUGAUCAAAGGUCCCGCAUUUUCAAUUGAUGUAUUAUUUAAUUCAACAUUUUUGCAAGAUGAGAAAUAAGAAAUCCUAAAUUUGGUUUCUGAUUGCUCAAAUUAGAAUCUCUUGGAAACAAUAAUCUAAUUAGAAACUAAGUUAACUGAAAUUGAUAAAGAAUUUAUAAAAAGAAGAGCAGUAAACUAAUUUAAAUUUGUAAACAAUUAUUAAUAAGUGGAAUAAUACAAUGAACUUUAGAUUACAAGGGGUAUAUCAAACGUAUUUGGAAGUGUGAGUGAAGAUUUAGACAUGAAGUAAUCUGUUCUUGGUUUUGACAUAAUCAAGGAUCAUCUCGUUGAGAAGUAUGACAAUCCAGAACCUCAAUUCAACCCUGUUUCUACAGUACUUCCAAUAGAGCAACUGUCUCAGUUAUAAGCGUGUAGUUUCUCAAGAUUUUAAUAAGACUUUGAUGAGAUACAACUUAUAGGAAGUGGAGGUUUUGGCAAAGUGUUCAAGUCUCGAAACAAAUUCGAUGGGAACUAUUAUGCUUUAAAGAGGAUAGUCUUGGAUUACUCGAAUAAGAAAUUAACCGAAAAAACUAAGAACGAAGCCGUUUUAUUGUCAAGAAUCCAACACACGAAUAUUGUGAGAUAUUAUCAAGCAUGGACUGAAGAAUACAUUAAGGAUUAAUAUGAAAACAUUGAAGACGAUGAAGAAUUUGUGGAAGAUUCUGAAGAGGAAUCCGAGGAGGAUGAUCCAUAGAUGUUGAGGAAGGGUAGCAGCAUUAGUUAAGAAGAAUAUUAUGAAGAGGAUACAUAAUUUGAAGAUUAAGAAAACAACGAUAUGGAUUUUCAAAUAGAGUGGGUUAAUUGUGAUCCACAAAUUCAGGAAGAGUCCAUUCAAACUCCAGAAGUCAAACCUCAUGAACCAAAAUAGAAUAGUAAUAAACAAUUACUCUACAUUCAAAUGGAGUAUUGCACAGGGGAUACUUUAAAGAAGAAGAUUGAUGAACGCAAUCUCACUUCAGAACAAAAGAAGAAGAUCAUUCGACAAAUCCUGGAUGCAUUGUACUAUCUACACAGAAACAAUAUCAUUCAUCGUGAUCUCAAACCUCAAAACAUCUUUUUGGAUGGAGAUCUGAAUGUCAAGUUGGGUGACUUUGGUCUGGCUACAGAAAUGAAGCAGGAGAUCAAAUUCAUUGAUCACAAACUGAUGAGGAAUUCCUCGACGAUAUAGAACAAUCAAAGUUAAAAGUUGAGUUUGACUUCAGGAGUUGGUACCUUCUUAUACUUGGCACCUGAAUAGGAACAGAGCCAAUAUGAUUCCAAGGUGGAUAUAUACUCUCUAGGCAUCAUCUUAUUCGAGAUGUAUUAUCCCUUCAAGACGGACAUGGAACGAAUCAACUACAUCACUCAACUAAGAGAAUCAUGCAAAUUUCCAAAGGACUUCGAUCAAAAGGUCGGUAUGGCAGAUAAUGAAAUUAGAGAGAAGAUAACUGCUCUAGUGAACAAGGAUCCUUAAAAACGCCCUGCCACUUAGAGUCUCCUUAAUGAAUACAAAGACAAAAGAGUUUAAUAGGUAAUUAGAUCUAUUGCUAAUCCUAAUUGUCCUGAUUUUAAUGAGUUAGUUUAAACACUUUUUGAAUGUAAACAAUUAAAAUAAUAAAAUAAUUUCUUUACUUCCUGUCUAGAGGAAGCCAUUAGUUAAAGUCCUACCCUAUUUUUUAAAAAUUUUCAAUCUGGGAUCAUAGAACUAUACACAAGAGUUGAAAAGAUAUUUAAACUCAGAGGAGCAUUUUAAUUGAAUCUUAAUCCCCUUAUUCCUACACAAAACACCUUGAAGUUUUCAUCAAUCUUUGGUCAAGUGGAGGAGUAUGAAAACUGUCCUCAUCAAAAUUCAAGUUUCAGAUACAUCACCCAAGAAGGAGAACUGGUGUAAUAUUGUCAGAAUCUGCUGUAGCCAGUGAUUUAUUGGUUGAAGUUGCUUCCGAUUAACAAUUUAAGAAGAUACACUUUAGGAGAAGUCUAGCACUCUGAUAGGCUUCAACUCUCGAAACACAACUGUGCAUCAUAUGACAUAAUUUCAGAACAAGAUCCAGGACCAGCGAAACUAAUUGAAUUAUUAAGUAUCUCCAGACAUGUGAUUAAUUAAUUUCAUAAUGUGAAUAAUUUCGAAUUGAAAAUCAGUCACACUUAAUUCUUUGAAUUAAUUCUAUUAGAAUUAGAUUUCAAUUCCCAAACGGUAAUAAGAAUGUUGAGACAUUAAACCAUUUUACAGAAGAUUGUAAAGCUCAAUUCCAUCAUUAAUCGUAGUCAACAAUACAGAGAUUUGGAAAAGGAGAUUUUUGUAAUCUUGAGUGAAGAGUUCAAUUUCACUGAUGACAAGGCUGAUAAGUUCCUGGGAUUCAUGAAAUUGAAAAUACCCUAGAUCUAUAUGAACGAGACGCAUCAAUAAAUGAAAAGUAGUGAAAGUGGUCGGAAAACCCAAGAGCCUAAACAAAAGAGAACUUUGAGAGAAUAGUUGAAGGGUUACUUUACAAAACAAGAGGCAAGAUUCUAAGAGAUCAUAAGUGAAAUUGAAAAGUUUGAAGAACUCGCUAAGGAAACCAAAGUCUUGUGUGAUUUUAAGAUAGUGUAUGAAGUGUUCUAAUUGAACGAAUUAUGGUAUUAUUAUUCUGGAAUUUGUUUUGAGGUAUGAUAUUGAGAUAAUAUAAAUUAGUUUGUUGAGAUUACGAAAGAGUUAACCAAUUUAGGUAAGAAUAUGCAACUUGAGAUUAUACAUUCAAGAUCUGAACCUGUUCCCAAAAACAAGUAUAUAUAAUGUUAAUUCAUUAGUUGUAUGAAACGACAUUAGAAGGGUAAUAUUGACAGUUUCAUCAUCGGGGGCAAUUACAGUCAUUACAUAAAUAAUAAGGAGAAUGGGAAACACGCUUGUGGGAUUCAGAUAUACAUGGAUUAAUUCUAUUAUCGAAAGUUUGUUAAUCAUUUGAACAACAAUUUGAGUGGGAGAGAAUAAAAAACAUUUGAUCUCUUCAAUUGGCCUGAUUCUUUAAUUAAUUUUAAGAGUCUGACCUUGAGUGUGUUGAUUGUGGUGGAGGAUUUGUCGAUGAAACAUGCUUUGGAUUUGGCUGUUCGUUUUUGGAAUCAUGGGAUAGCUGUAAAUCUAUAUUGUAAUUGUGAUAGACGAUGAUUGUGUCCAGUAAGAGCAUCAACAAUUCGGCUUGGAGUUAUAAGAGGUCUGUGGAGAUCAAGUUGAGUCUAUCCAAGAAAUUCAACGAGGUGAAGUGCAUAAUGAAGAGGUACAGGGAGAAGAAGGAGGAGGAGGUUCCAUAUCUGGAGAUCUUCUAAAAGACCAACAGUUAUUUGAGGGAGUAUGUGAAGAAUGAGAGUGUUGAAUAUAAAAUCAGUAAGAGAGCAUAAUCAAAAUAAAAGUAGUGAUUAUUAUUAACGACGAUAAUUUAAUAAAUGCAUUUGAAUUUUUUUUGGUCAUUAUUUAAUUUUUAAUAAAAAAUUUGAAAAAAGAAGAUUGGCAAUGGUUUUAAAAAUAUUUAAGUCAUUAUUAGUCAAGAACAGGACCAAAGAAUCAAGUGCUAUUCGACGGGGAGAAGAGGAACUCAAUAAGAACUUACAAUGGUAUCACUGUUCUUUGAGACAAUAGAUAAUGUGAACAACAGACAGGGAUUCAAAAUAGGAUGGGACGUUGAUCAAACAAGAAAGGAGGAUUUGAAAAUUGCAGGCAAAGUAGGUUAAGAUCAGAGAAACAACAAUGCUAAUGCCGCCUACCAAGCAAAUCCAUAUCAAGCCUAAUAAGUAAAUAUUAACAAUAUCAGUAAAAGUAGGACGACGAUUAUAUGAAGUAAAUGUACUACCAAGAGAUGAGCAAGAAGUAAGAAUAAGCUGGAAUCUAACACAAACAGUCAGAACAGUUUUAUUAAGAUUCUCUCGACCAAUACAAUAAUGGAAAGCCAUAUGGAAAUUACAACUAUAACAACUAAGACAAUCUUAAUCACGAUUACGAACACUAACAACCAUAACUAUUGUAACAAUCCAAUAAAUACGAUCAUUAUCAAUAACCCAAUGAUGACGAGGCUCUCUAUCAAAAAGUAUAACAGUUAUUUAGAGUAUCUAGUACAAGCAAGGAAAUAGUGGCAAUAAAUCAUACUCCGCAAAACCACCAGUUGCUCAAUACAAUCCAAUCACUGGAGUCGCCUAUGCCAAUCAGAAUAACUAUAAUCAAGAUGUCACUAAUAAUUAUUAAGGGGCUGCCCAUUAAAAAACUAACCCCUAUGAACAACCUUAAUAAGAUGAUGCUCUCAGCCAAUUUAGUUAAUGUAUGAGACUCUCUCCUAAAAUUAUUUAGUACAAUAGCAUAAAAUCACUUCCAUUAAAAACAAGAGUUCCAAUAUCUUUAAUGUCGAUCUCCAAGAAACUGAGAACAUCAACAAUACACGAUAAAAUAGCAGAGUCUUGAAUCGAAAGAAAGAAUUGGAUGAUGCAUAAUACAAGGGCUAUGGUAAGUAUCUAUUAUUAUGGUAGGACAAUUUUAUAAGACUCCUGUUGAAUAGGCUCCAACUCAAUACAAGGAAUAGAAAUUUGUUAACAGAAACAAAGUUGACAACCACAUAUUUCCAAAAUGA
Paramecium octaurelia is the source of this 4879-nucleotide messenger RNA. The record is from the annotation of a GenBank genome assembly. Lineage: Eukaryota; Ciliophora; Oligohymenophorea; Peniculida; Parameciidae.